UUUGCCUUAUUGUUUAUAAUGUCAUACAUGUGUCCAUUGAUAUGUCAUUUAGUUAUAUUCAGUCUAUAUUUGGGACUGAAAUUUGCCAACAAUUAAGUGCUGAGAAAAUAUUUUUCUCCAUAUCAUUGAUGUCAGUGUUUAAGGAAAUCCUAUCGAAGUUAUCAUAUGUUUAUAAUACCGCUGGCAUUAUGUACGUAUCGUUCAAUCGUUUCAAUGAAUUUCUCAAUUUAGAUGAACAUAACAACUAUGUGACCAAUAAUACUGAUAGCAAUAAUAAUAAUAUGAUUGAUAUAAAUGGGGCAACACUUUCGUGGGACACACCUAACGGUGAAACCAUUGGUGACGAUGAUGUUAUAAAGGACUAUACAUUAAAUCAAAUAGAUUUGCAUAUCCGGGACGGUAUGUUUGUAGCCAUAGUAGGCGAUGUCGGCUCUGGUAAAAGUUCACUGCUGUCGGCCAUUAUCGGCGAUAUGGAACUGAUUGACGGGACAGUCAAUGUUAGACCGGGUGUUAAUAUGGCAUACGUUCCACAACAGGCAUGGAUACAGAAUGCAACCAUCAAACAGAAUAUUAUGUUUGGAAAGCCGUUCGAUGAGGAACUGUAUGACCGGGUGAUAGAUAGCUGUGCUCUCAGACCUGACUUAAGACAACUGGCCGGCGGAGACCAGACAGAAAUUGGUGAGAAAGGUAUUAAUCUGAGUGGCGGUCAAAAACAGAGACUUAGUUUAGGCCGAGCCGUCUAUUCCGGUGCCGAUCUAUACCUACUCGACGAUCCACUUUCUGCAGUGGACAGUCAUGUGGGCAAACAUUUGAUGACUGAAGUAUUGGACUCGAAAACCGGUAUUUUAGGUUCAAAAACCCGAUUGUUGGUCACAAAUCAAUUGUUUAUGUUAGCCGAUUGCGAUCUAAUAGUUGUACUGAAAAAUGGCAAAAUUAUAUCUACCGGUACUUACGGACAGCUAUUACGCGAUAGUAAUUAUUUUCAACAAUUAAUUAAUCAAUAUUUUAGUGAACGGGUCGAUGAUAAUAAUAAUGAUGAUGAAGAUAGUAAACGGAACGAUAGUUUGGAGACAACUGUUUUUAAUAAUAAUAAUAAUAAUAAUAAAAAUAUUAUUGCCAAUAAUGAUGAUGGUGAAAUUAGUAUUGAACAAUUUAAUAAUAAUAAUAAUAGUGACAAUAUAGUUGCCAAUAAUAAUAAUAAUGAACAUGCACAAUUAAUUGAUGAGGAGGGUGCCCAAAGUGGGCUAAUAACUAUGAAGAUAUUUAUCAAAUAUGUCCGAUCCAUUAACAUAAUGUUUCUGCUAAUUUGCCUACCGGUGCUCACAUUGAACACUGCUGUCAACUACGGCAUAAACUUUUGGCUGGCCUACUGGUCCAAACAGGUUGCCACCGGUUUGGAUACCCGUAGUUCACUAUUUUAUAUGUUAAUAUUUGGCGCAUUGAUACUUGGUCAGUUUAUUCUGCAAACAGUCUACCGAUUUGUGUACGCCAUAAGCAUUAUACGCACCUGUAUCCGAUUGCAUCGUAAACUGUUGGCACGUGUUAUGCACGCACCCAUGGAGUUUUUCGAUACGACACCAUUGGGUCGUCUAUUGAAUCGUUUCAAUAAGGAUAUGUAUCUGAUUGACAUACAUUUGCCAGUUAUGUUCAGUCAAGUAUUAGAUUAUUGUCUACAAUGUAUUGGUAUUGUUGUGUCGAUUUCAAUACUGACGCCAAUGUUUUUGAUACCAUUGGCAGUGACUGUCGUUGUCUACUAUUUUCUACAGAACAUUUAUAUAAAAGCAUCGUGUCAAUUGAGACGUUUAGAGUCUAUCAGUCGAUCGCCAAUUAAUUCACAUUUAGAGGAAACACUUAACGGCUUAUCCAGUAUUAGGGCCUAUGAUUGUAGGGAUAGGUUUAUACGGGAAUCGGAUAAUAGGAUUGACAACAAUUCAAAAUGUUUGUAUCCGUAUAUUGUGGCCAACAGUUGGCUAUUAACGCGUCUACAAGUGCUAAGCAGUAUACUUGUACUGUUUGCUGCCGUUUUUGGUGUUAUCAAUAAGGAUAGGCUGACCGGUGCCGACAUUGGACUCUCGCUGGCAAAUGCCAUAACAUUGACCGGUAUUUUGGAGUUUUUUAUCGAUUCAUUGGCUCAAACCCAGGCAAAUCUGGUAUCGUUUGAACGGAUUGAUGAAUAUUGCGGUUUGAAUACAGAAGCCGACUGGCAAUCGGCUACCAAAUUGCCAGAUAACUGGCCAGAAAAAGGUUGUGUCCGUUUUGAUGGAUACGGUACUCGCUAUAGACAGGGCUUGGAUUUAGUUAUCAAAGGUAUCGAUAUUGAUAUCAAAUCUGGAGAAAUGAUCGGUAUUGUUGGCCGAACCGGUGCUGGAAAGUCAUCGCUAACACUGGCAUUGUUUCGACUUAUUGAGCCAGCAAUGGGUCGUAUAGUUAUCGAUGGCAUAGAUAUCAGUCAAUUAGGUCUACACGAGCUGAGGUCGCGGUUGACUAUUAUACCACAAGAACCGGUACUGUUUUCGGGAACUAUUCGCUCAAAUUUGGAUCCGUUCGACAAGUUUUCCGACGACGAUCUCUGGUCAGUGUUAGAACAGUCGCAUCUCAAAGAGUUUGUACUGUCGACUGAUGCCGGUCUCGACCAUCCGGUUACCGAAUCGGGUGAUAACAUGAGUGUCGGUCAGCGACAACUUGUAUGUCUGGCUCGGGCUCUACUCCGACACACGUCUAUCCUUAUCCUCGAUGAGGCCACGGCUGCCGUCGAUGUCGAGACCGAUGCACUCAUUCAGCAAACUAUUAGACAGGAGUUUAAGUCGUGUACUGUCUUAACGAUUGCCCACCGAAUCAAUACAAUCCUUGAUUACGAUCGGGUGUUAGUCCUAAGCGAUGGACGGGUAGCCGAGUUUGACUCACCCGACAAACUGCUUGACGACAGGACAACCAUUUUCUACUCACUGGCCAAAGAUGCCGGUGUUAUAUGA
Molecule: messenger RNA, 2972 nt
Organism: Oppia nitens
Lineage: Eukaryota; Metazoa; Arthropoda; Arachnida; Sarcoptiformes; Oppiidae
Product: ATP-binding cassette sub-family C member 2-like
Exons: 8
Coding region: 42-2972 (976 amino acids)
Biological process (GO): transmembrane transport
Cellular component (GO): membrane
Molecular function (GO): ABC-type transporter activity; ATP hydrolysis activity; ATP binding
Source: RefSeq, a predicted model, not a curated record